Molecule: messenger RNA, 1204 nt
Organism: Pelobates fuscus (common spadefoot toad)
Lineage: Eukaryota; Metazoa; Chordata; Amphibia; Anura; Pelobatidae
Gene: SNX20
Product: sorting nexin 20
Exons: 4
Coding region: 125-1132 (335 amino acids)
Biological process (GO): protein transport
Cellular component (GO): early endosome membrane
Molecular function (GO): phosphatidylinositol phosphate binding
Source: RefSeq, a predicted model, not a curated record
AGACCUUUGCUGCACUGGAGAAAUACGAGACAAGGCCUUGUUUUGAGAGAAAAAUGGACGUCACAGUUAAAUUACAAUGAUGAUACAUGUGUGGCAUUAAUCUCAUAACUCCACAGGACAAAGCAUGGAAGAUGAUGAAGACAGAAGCUGUGUGGGUGCUAGUCCAACAGCGCAAAGUGAUUUACCACAUUCAGUGGCAAGAACACAGAAUUCUGGCAAAAUAAACUGCAGUACUGAGUAUGAGCAGAUAUUAGUCGAACAGUGCAGCUCAACGGAAGAAUCAUCAGAGAGGGCACAGGAUCCAGGUUCCAUUUCUUCCCCAUGUCAUCAUUACCUCAUGACUACAAAGGAGCUUCAGUUAUAUUGGUUAAAGGAGAAACAUGAAAGAAAACCAGUGAAACUUCUCUUUGAAAUCCCGUCCACCCGCAUUGCUGAGGAUUUCCUGUCCAAGUUUGUGGUAUACAAAAUUAUCAUUGUUUCAACUGGAAGUUUUGAUGAAAAUAAAGUUUUUAUCGAAAGGAGAUACUCGGACUUUGAGAAACUUCACCGGAACUUGCUAAAAGACUUUAAAGAAGAAAUGGAAGAUGUUUUGUUUCCCAAAAAAAUAUUGAUGGGAAAUUUGACAGAGGAACUUAUCAGAAAGAGGAUUUUGGCUCUUAAAGACUACUUGGCAGAACUCUACACCAUAUCCUGUGUAAGAAAAUCCAAGAAAUUCAUGGAGUUCUUUACCAAACCAGAAGAAGAAGAAGGUUACAGCUGUCUUCGAGGAGGCGAAUAUGGGAGAGCAACAGAACUCUUUCAUCAAGUUGUGUGUCUAAAGGAACGGUUAACCUUGCAUUGCCCCGCUGUAGUAGUUCCAUCGAUGUGUGCGCUUGUGGUUUGCCAUAAAGAUAUGGACAAUCUAGAUAAAGCUUAUGAAGUGGGAAUGAAAGCACUGACAAUUCUAGAGAAACACACUGGGCAUAGAUAUUAUGUUCCACUGCUAGACACAUUGAUUUCAUUGGCCUAUAAGAUUGGCAAGGAUUUUAUGUCUUUAAGGGAACGCUUGGAGAAAGAGGAAAGAAAGGUAAAAAACAUUGAACAUAUGUCUGUUUCAUUAAAGGAGUUGGCAGUACAGGAGUGCAUUGAGUAAUUUGAAGAGAAUUGACAGAAUUAAGAAUAAUAAUAUCAAGGUAUUCACCCAGCAAAAGGUACAUUUAGUUUG